GAUUCCUGAAGAAUGAAAAAGAUAAUGCAUUGCUGUCAGCCAUUGAAGAGUCUAGGAAGAGGACUUUUGCUAUGGCUGAGGAGUAUCACCGAGAGUCAAUGCUGGUUGAAUGGGAACAGGUGAAACAAAGGAUUCUCCAUACUCUGCUCGCAUCCGGGGAAGAUGCUCUCGAUUUCACCCAGGAAAAUGAGCCCAGCUACGUCGGUGAGUUGGGUCCUCCAGGUCGCAGCUCUUUGGACAACGUGGAGAUGGCGUAUGCUCGUCAGAUUUAUAUUUAUAACGAGAAGAUAGUGAAUGGACAUCUGCAGCCUAACCUGGUGGACCUUUGCACUGCUGUUGCAGAACUGGACGAUAAGAAUAUCUCCGAGAUGUGGGCCAUGGUGAAACAAAUGACCGACGUUAACCUGGUUCCUGCGAGCGAUGCCUUGAAAGUCCGGACCAACAUGGAGGUGCGUAUGGAGUUCGUGAGGCAGGCUCUGCGCUACCUAGAGCAAAGUUACAAAAAUUACACCUUUGUGACAGUCUUUGGCAACUUGCACCAGGCUCAGCUGGGUGGAGUCCCGGGGACCUACCAGCUUGUCCGCAGCUUCUUGAACAUCAAACUCCCGGCACCCGUCCCUGGUCUCCAGGAUGGUGAGGUGGAAGGCCAUCCUGUCUGGGCACUGAUUUACUACUGCAUGCGCUGCGGAGACUUGACUGCUGCCAUGCAUGUGGUGAAACGGGCACAGCACCAGCUGGGAGAGUUUAAAUCCUGGUUCCAGGAGUACAUGCACAGCAAAGAUAAAAGGUUAUCUCCUGCCACAGAAAAUAAACUGCGCCUUCAUUACAGACGAGCUCUGAGAAAUAACACUGACCCCUACAAAAGGGCUGUGUAUUGUAUCAUUGGCCGUUGCGACAUCACAGAUAACCAGAGCGAGGUUGCUGAUAAAACAGAAGAUUAUCUUUGGCUCAAGCUGAGCCAAGUGUGUUUUGAUGACAAUGGCGCAAGUUCUCCACAAGACCGACUAACGUUAUCGCAGUUCCAGAAGCAGCUGCUAGAGGACUACGGUGAAUCACAUUUCGCAGUGAACCAGCAGCCUUUCCUCUACUUCCAAGUAUUGUUCUUGACAGCGCAGUUCGAAGCUGCAAUUGCUUUUCUCUUCCGGACGGAGCGCUUGCGUUGUCAUGCCGUUCAUGUCGCGCUGGUCCUGUUCGAGUUAAAAUUGCUCCUGAAAUCUUCUGGGCAGAGUGCGCAGCUCUUAAGCCACGAAGCUGGUGACCCUCCUGGCAUCAGGCGUCUAAAUCUCGUGCGGCUUUUGAUGCUUUACACCCGUAAGUUUGAAUCUACGGAUCCGAGGGAAGCUCUGCAGUACUUUUACUUCCUCAGGAAUGACAAGGACAGCCAAGGAGAGAAUAUGUUCUUGCGUUGCGUUAGCGAACUAGUAAUUGAAAGCAGAGAGUUUGAUAUGAUUCUUGGAAAGCUGGAAAAUGAUGGUAGCAGGAAGCCUGGAGUGAUAGACAAGUUUACAAGUGACACAAAACCCAUUAUUAACAAAGUGGCUUCCGCAGCAGAAAAUAAAGGGUUGUUUGAAGAAGCUGCCAAGCUUUAUGACCUUGCCAAGAACCCUGACAAAGUUUUGGAACUGAUGAACAAGCUCCUCAGCCCCGUCGUUCCCCAGAUCGGCACUCCCCAGUCGUUGAGGAACAUGGCUCAUUCCAUCGCUGAGAGGUACAAAGCUCAGGGGAUAAGCGCAAAGAAAUCCGUUGACUCCACGUUCUACCUUCUGCUAGACUUAAUCACGUUUUUUGAUGAAUAUCACGCCGGUCACAUUGACAGAGCCUUUGAUAUUAUUGAACGCCUAAAGCUUGUACCUCUUAGCCAAGAUUGCGUAGAGGAGAGAGUUGCUGCCUUCCGGAAUUUCAGUGACGAGAUCAGGCACAAUUUAUCGGAGGUCCUGCUUGCAACCAUGAAUAUUUUAUUCACCCAGUAUAAGAGGAUGAAAGGCACAAGCCCAGCCACUCCUGCCAGACCCCAGCGGGUGAUGGAAGACAGAGAUUCGCAACUUCGCUCUCAAGCCCGUGCGCUGAUAACGUUUGCUGGGAUGAUCCCUUACAGAACGUCGGGAGACACGAACGCGCGACUGGUGCAGAUGGAGGUCCUCAUGAAUUAGGGGAGAAGUGCUUGCUUACGGUUGCAGCAACCUGUGCCUGUCGUUAGUAUGUUCAGAGGGUGGGACCAGUAUCGUUUUUGUAUUCUGUAUUUUUGUUGACAGAAAUAAAUUUCUUUGAUUUCUA
Molecule: messenger RNA, 2274 nt
Organism: Apaloderma vittatum (bar-tailed trogon)
Lineage: Eukaryota; Metazoa; Chordata; Aves; Trogoniformes; Trogonidae
Gene: NUP93
Product: nucleoporin 93kDa
Exons: 19
Coding region: 72-2150 (692 amino acids)
Biological process (GO): poly(A)+ mRNA export from nucleus; protein import into nucleus
Cellular component (GO): nuclear pore
Molecular function (GO): structural constituent of nuclear pore
Source: RefSeq, a predicted model, not a curated record